AUGAAUGCCUGGCUAGCCGACGCCUCGAACCUCCCCAACCAUGAUAAUGGUGCCUUUCACCAGGCGACUAUAGAUCCUUCCACCGCCUUCCUCCAUGCAUCUCCCACUCCCGAUCCUAACCAAUUCCAGCGCAUGUUCAAUGGCGUGCCGCGAAAUGCAUCUCCCGGUUUCCACAAUCCUAACCAGGUGAUCCCGUCCAAGCGACCACGUCCCGAGGAUGGCAUGUCAAUGUCACCCCGGCAGGCACCAGGUGGACUAGCUGCCUCGCGAUCGCAGACGCCUCAUCAGGUGCCUUUCCCAGGGUACCAAGGACCGACAAAUGGCGCUACACAAUUCGCCCCGCAUCCUGCUCAGUACCAACAUCUUCAACAAGGGACCUCACCAAAUGUUAGUCAGUCACCGAUUAUCCAGGACUUCGACCAGCAUGGUGUGCAAAGAAUGGGAACAGCAUCGCCCAGUCCAUUCUCUCCCGCUGGUCCUCAUGUUGGGCCCCACGUAUCGCCGUCGCAGCCGGAUCAUCCAAGCAGAGUAAACACCCCGCAGAAUAGCUCGUUCAUUCCUGGUCAACCAUUCCCCCAGGGUAUGGGAGGGCAGUUUUCGCCUGGAACCGCUAUGACCUCCGCCGGUGUGCAAGCACCGAUGCAAGCGCACUUCAGUGGCAUGCCACAGGGAUACCAGGCAAUGGCUGCCCAACAACAGCAACAACAACAGCGAAUACACGCCAUUCAAAUGCAAAAUCAAGGCCGUCCGAUAAAUAUGAACCCUGCUCUGGCUGGACGUCCCGUGGCGGCUGGUAUGAAUGCCAUGGCCAACCCUCAGCAAAUGGCGGCCAUCAGACAGAUGCAACAGACGAUGUCAAAACCUCCCAAUCCGGAAGGUUUUAUGAGGUCGUUACAGAAAUUCAUGAUGUCACGGAAUCUACCCCUGGAUCCGAAUCCCAUUGUCUGUGGGCGCCCAAUUAAUUUAGUGCAACUUUAUGCUACCGUUAUGAAGCUGGGUGGAUCAAAGAAGAUCAACGCCACGAACAUGUGGCCGGUAAUAGCUCAGCAGCUUCAAUAUCCCCCAAUGCAGUUUCCGAUGGCCGUACAGGAAAUUCGAGAGCACUACCAGCGGAACCUUGCUGCCUACGAGCAAGCUUUCCUGAGCACGCAGCAGAAACAGUUUGCGGAUCAGAUGCAGCAAAGUUCGCUGUCACGACAACCUAGUGAUCCCUCAGGUAUGCAGUUCCAGUCGCCAUCUGUCAAACCAAAUCAAAAUUUCGAGGCUUCGCAGCAACUUGGACAGCCGUCUCCGAGUAAUGCACCUGUACCAAACAAUAUGCCUAGCAAUGUGCCUAAUGGGUUUGCUACUCCUACGCCAGUGAAGGUGCCAAAUAAGCAGCAGCAGCAGCAGCAGCAGCAGCAGCAGCAACAACAACAACAACAGCAGCAGCAGCAGCAGCACAGACUCAGCGUCUCUCGCCAAUCUCAACCCCCGGCAACACCUCACGACUCUACUGGGCAACAAUCCGGCCAGUCGCCAGCACCAUCGGCCAAAGAUCCAGGUUCAGUGUCCGGCAAGGUGUCCGAGCAGUUUGAUCAGAAUCCUGAUCAGCCUCUGAAGCAUCCGAUCGAGGACCCUUUCAAGCCUAUGGUCUUGCCAGAAAGUAACCUUCAUGGCCCAGUCGCGGUGGAUGAAAUUUAUCAACUAAGUGAAGAAAUCGCGAGAUUCAAGCCUAACGUUCCCGCAUUCUCCGAACUUGGCGUAAUUGAUAUACACGCUCUCACAAUGGGUAUCAAGUCAGGGAUUCACGCGGAGAUGCGUUUGGCUUUAGACACACUUGCAACCAUAUCCUGUGAACCGGCAAUUCAAAUAUCACUGGACAACUGCGAGGAUUUGGUUGACAGCUUGGUUGAGUGUGCAGAAGACCAAGCCGAAUUCCUUGCUGAGCAUGCUGCUGAGGUGUCGGAUGUCAUGCUUCUUCCAACGUACGAGGAGGUUACCCGGGGUUGUCAGUCAGAGUGGACAUCCUUGGCUGAUAUUCCCGAAUUUGGAAGCCUCGAUUAUGAUCUAGACCGAGCCGUUGAUAGACUCAUCUGUAUCACAACGAUACUGCGCAACUUUUCAUUUACCGAAUCGAACUUUGGGGUACUUUCAACGCCACCGGUCGUGCAAUUCAUCUCCACUAUCAUCCGCUAUUUGGGAACUCGAAACAUGCUUUUACGAAAUAAUCAGAAUACCCUCGAUUUCAUGAAGGACACAGUCAUUUAUCUGAGUAACCUGGCCCACACCAUUCAACUGCCGAGCAAAGAAGAAGCUCUCUCUCUCCUACAUUUUCUCCUGUCAUUUGCCCCAUUCCCUGGACCGAGUCAGGGACCGGAUGGCGUCAUGUUCACCGCCUACAGUGCCUCCGUCCAUAAGUAUACCCCGGCAGCGGUAGACAGCUUAGCCAAGCUUUUGGCGCGCGAUGAGCCCAAUCGGACGUUUUUCAAGGCAAUCUUCUCCGGAGACGGAAGUGGCAUCCCUCAGCACGAAUUGCUUACCCGUUCCUUCGGCCUUGCUAUCUGCCCGGUUCCCGACCAGCCUCGGAAACCGUUAGCCAUAGCAGAUGCUCGUAAAGUCUUCCUCAUGCAGGGCUUGUUAGCCGCCGACAUCCUUUCCGGGUUUGCGGAUGGUAACCUUGCAAAAUCAUGGCUUGAGUCGGUUGACGGAUUUGCCAUUCAUCUCCUCCGACUUUCCUGCCUCCUGAGUACCGAACGUGUUCCUCCAACCAACACUAAUCCCCGCCAAUCACAUGCUGCAAGAGGACAGGCUGAAGCGGAAGCUGCUGCGUAUAGUUCCAUCAUUAACCGUGGGUUGGGCAUUCUCCGGAGACUGGCCGAGAAGUCUAAACAUGCCGACUCAAACUCGGCGUUGCGGUUCCCGUCUGGGAUAAUCCCAAAGAAAGAGAGCUUACUCGGGGCGUUACUCAUGCACAAUGUGGAUCCCGGCGUCGUGCGGCAACUGAUAACAUACGCGCGACUGGCAGAAUGA
Messenger RNA from Aspergillus nomiae NRRL 13137, 3012 nucleotides. Its product is annotated as putative ARID/BRIGHT domain protein (SWI1). The transcript has a single exon. The coding region runs from base 1 to 3012 and encodes 1003 amino acids. Gene Ontology annotation, biological process: regulation of transcription by RNA polymerase II. The record is from RefSeq and is a predicted model, not a curated record. Lineage: Eukaryota; Fungi; Ascomycota; Eurotiomycetes; Eurotiales; Aspergillaceae. Gene Ontology annotation, cellular component: nucleus; SWI/SNF complex. Gene Ontology annotation, molecular function: transcription cis-regulatory region binding.